Paraphaeosphaeria sporulosa is the source of this 1560-nucleotide messenger RNA. RefSeq lists its product as uncharacterized. The transcript is spliced from 2 exons. The coding region runs from base 1 to 1560 and encodes 519 amino acids. Lineage: Eukaryota; Fungi; Ascomycota; Dothideomycetes; Pleosporales; Didymosphaeriaceae. The record is from RefSeq and is a predicted model, not a curated record.
AUGGCGUCUUCUAAUCGACCUCGCCUUGAGCCGCGCGGACGUCAGCUCAGUCGUUUCUUUGAACCGCUUGUCCUGCUACACACUCUUGGGAGCACACGAGGGGAGCACACACGAGAUAUCACGUACAAUGGGACAGAAAUCUCGUGCCUAUCGCGCAAGCAUCUUAUUCGGAGGUUUCUCUGUGACCUUGCGUACAUGUGCGAUUACGACAAAGGUGGCGAUACCGUAACUGCUAUAGGACUGGAGUCCAGGCCUCACGGAAAUGUUUUCUGGGUAGCCUCGAACACAAACCCGUCUGCAAAAAUAAUUCCCUUUCUGAAUACGCUGUUGGUGCAGCUACGCAAUGUCUCAAUUGAGGCGCCUAUGAUCGCCCCGGAAGAGGUUCAAGACCUGGCAACAAUGUGUAUCACAUUUGCAACUCCAAGGAUUAAGAAAUACAAAAGCCAUCUCAGACCGUUGCUGCGACGCUGUCUGAAGCAGCUCGACAAGAAAGACAAAGACAGUGGCGAAAUGCAUAGCCUCGCACGAUGGCUGCGAACCUGGGAUGAUAUAAUAGAUCCUGAGGGCUUGUGCCACUUUGCCUAUCGAGAACGAAAGUCAGACUACAUGCAGCUUCUCGCGCGACUGGGGACCGAGCCGAGCUACAAAAGCAAUAAAGAUGCGAUCCACCACGCCUUCUCGUCAGUGAGGCACUACAUCGGAAGACUCGGCCAUCAUUUCCGAGCAGCCAAUGAUUUGAUCUCUUGUUCUUUUAAACUAUCUGACGUUCUACACGACUUUGAAGUUCGUGGCGUUCCCAUUCUCACAGGAUCCAUCAUUCCUCCAGCAGAUGGCAAGACGACCUUGGAGAGCAUGAUCAAACGCAUGUUACCUGCGGGAUCGCCCAGCCUUGAAAGUUAUGAAAGGAAGUUGCAGGAGAUGGAUUCCAAGUACGACUUAUCUCGUCGCUUUCUUGAAAACUAUCGAGAACCUGGCUUGAAACCCCGCGUUCAUGCUGAGAUACACGUUUUGGAGCAUUUCCACGUUAGUGGUUUACGGUUUAUCGACGGUGAUUCGUUUAUUGCCUGUAGCAAACCGGCGUGCUUUUGCUGCUUGCUAUACCUCCGAGCCCAUCCUGGGCAAUUCGUGGAGCCGUUGUCACAUCAUAAGAUAUAUCUGAAUUGGAGGCCACCUGACCUCCACAGUCAGAAAGAAUUGAUUGGAGAGUUCCAUCAAAGAGACAUCCUCAAUGCUAUGACGAAAACGAUACGAAGGGAAGCUUUGAGGCAGAUUGACGACAAGAUUCCGCCACAUCCCUGGCAUCCUGAUUCGCUUACUGGUAUCACGGAGUCUGCAAGAGGUGACGCAACGCACAGAACCAACAGGCCUGGGGAGGCCUUUGUCCUUGCUCAAAAACACGUUGCGAACACUAGCCUACCUGUCUCAAGGUCGUCGACACCCGUCACUGGAGAACAAAGGGUUGAAGAAGGGUGCGAACAGCAACCGCCUCACGAUUCUGGCUCGUCAGUAGUUGAUUAUUUUCUUGAUGAUUCUGAUUUGGAGGGCGGGAUCCCCAUCUGA